CCACUACAAAGUGACAGCUAUGAUUGACCUAAAAGUCAAGUCCAGACAGUUAAAUAUUGCAAUUUCAGUCAUGGGCAUAGAAAUUUUGUCGAUAAUUCGCUUUUUAAUAGGCAUUCUUUGGUAAAGGGUCAAUGUAAAUAAAAACUAGAAUAUGUCAGUAGUUCGAUUAAUAUGCCAAAAUUUCAAUGUGGGUUAAUUCCUUUUGGUGUAUUUAUAUAUGUGGAGUUAUUGCUGCAUGCCAUACAGAAAUAUAUACCUACCCAUUAGAUUUAGUAAAAACUAGACUUCAAAUACAGGGAUCAUUGCACGAUUCAAUACCCGAAGCACCUAGACGGGGUAUGAUGAAAACAGCUGUGGGUGUAGUGAAAGAGGAAGGAUUUUUUAGUUUAUGGACUGGAAUCAGUGCAUUGUGGAUUAGGCAUGUGAUUUAUUCGGGUACAAGAAUAACAGUAUAUAACGAAAUAAGAGGUUUAUUUCAAAAAUACGGCUCUGAAGAUAAACUUGCUCUGUGGCAAGCAAUAAUUUGUGGAAUGGCUUGCGGUUUUGUGGCUCAAUUGUUGUCUAACCCAAUGGAUUUAAUAAAAGUCCAACUUCAAAUGGAAGGUAAAAGAAAAUUAUUGGGACUUCCACCAAGAGGAACAGGAUUUUGUAACGCUUUUAAAAGGGUAUAUAGUAUAGGUGGAAUAAGAGGUUUGUGGAUAGGCUGGGUACCUAGUUGUCUUAGGGCAAUUUUAGUUGCCAUAGGUGAUUUAACUACCUACGAUACCGCUAAACGUUUUUUUAUAAAACACUUUGGUCUUUCUGAUAGAAUUGCACUUCAUUCCUUAGCGAGUUUCAUAGCAGGACUGGCUUCAACGAUUUUAUCCAAUCCUUCUGACGUAAUAAAAUCAAGAAUUAUGAAUCAACCAGUUGACAUGCACGGAAAGGGCCUUUCAUAUAAGGGUACUUGGGAUUGCUUUAAAACAACAGUAAAAGAAGAAGGGUUUUGGGCAUUAUAUAAAGGAUUUUGGCCGACUUGGUUACGACUGGGACCAUGGGCCGUCAUUUAUUGGGAUUCGUAUGAAUAUAUUCGCAUCAUUAUUGGCGGUAAAACAUUUUAAUAACGUGUCUUUUUUUACAUUUAUAAUACAACAAAUAUUCCUAAGGACAACUUUUUUUAAUAAAAAUUAUGAUUGAA
This is a messenger RNA of Psylliodes chrysocephalus, 1177 nucleotides long. The record is from the annotation of a GenBank genome assembly. Lineage: Eukaryota; Metazoa; Arthropoda; Insecta; Coleoptera; Chrysomelidae.